Messenger RNA from Hippoglossus stenolepis (Pacific halibut), 3846 nucleotides. RefSeq names its product inositol polyphosphate-5-phosphatase Kb (gene inpp5kb). The record is from RefSeq and is a predicted model, not a curated record. Lineage: Eukaryota; Metazoa; Chordata; Actinopteri; Pleuronectiformes; Pleuronectidae. The coding region runs from base 1238 to 2944 and encodes 568 amino acids. Gene Ontology annotation, biological process: negative regulation of glycogen biosynthetic process; negative regulation of phosphatidylinositol 3-kinase/protein kinase B signal transduction; phosphatidylinositol dephosphorylation. Gene Ontology annotation, cellular component: endoplasmic reticulum; cytoplasm; plasma membrane. The transcript is spliced from 13 exons. Gene Ontology annotation, molecular function: phosphatidylinositol-3,4,5-trisphosphate 5-phosphatase activity; inositol bisphosphate phosphatase activity; phosphatidylinositol-4,5-bisphosphate 5-phosphatase activity.
UGUCAAUCAUUGAUGGCAGCAAAUUUGCCAAAAAAAACUAAAACAAAUAAGGAAUUUAAUCCCUUAAUAAAAUAAAAGGUCGAAUUAAAAUGAAUAAUUACUAAUUAAUAAAAAGAAUAAACAGAGUCUAUAAAGAGUAAGAGGCUUGAUUGAACUUUCUCACAGUUUCUAAUCCCAGUCAUUGUUCACAGAGCGACACAUUUUCUAAUUCUGGCUACUAAACUCUGAAACUAAACGUCUCACCUACAGCUGAAAGUCUUAUCCACAUUCAUGGUUUUGAAAUCUUAAAGCGUCUAAAUAUAAAUUUACGCAUUAGGGUAAAUAUUCAGAGUCACUGAUUGCUUCAUGUAUUAUGACCUUCCAAAUCCAUUAUGUAAAUUCGUCCACUACUGACUGUGCCGCAAAAAUAAAAUUAGAUAAAACUAUUAUAUAAAGAAAUGAGGCAUCUGUGUCAGAGCCGCAUCAACUCCGUUUAACCCCCACCUCAAUCUGGGUUUACAAAGAUAACCUUUCACCUACAUGUGGAGGGGCUGGAUUGAGGCCAAAAGAAGCUAAUGCUAUUGUGCACUGAUGUCCCGUCACUAAUACACGGCUGUAACUGCGGCGCAGUGGUAAGUGUACUCAGCUGAUGGGGAGAAUGCUGGUUGAGUAAACCUCUUAGAGAUCUGAACGGUUACUCAAGUCUUGCAAAAGUACCCGCAAGGAUGGAGGAUCAGCCCCUGGUCCUCCUCUUCUAUCCCCCUGUGACUCAAGGACAAACACACAUUCACAUGCCAGCGAUUAUGGUCCAAAUCGGACUCGUUCUUGCCCACAUUCCUGAGUCGACCCCACUGCUUUGUGAAUCGUUGCUCCAUCGCUGCCUGAUCACACCGGACUCUGCCACAGAAAGGAUUACACCAACACAGAGGCGCAGAGUAUUCUUUCAUCCUGGUCAGUUUGGAGGACCUGAAACAGAAGCUCCCUGAAGCACCUGCAGAGAGAUUUGACGAACGGGGGGGGGGAACGAUUCACGUUACUUCCACUGGUCUGAGCAGAACGAAGGCCUCUCUCAUCAAAUGGCUGCAAACAAACCAACUAGAGAAGUCUGAGGAGGAAUCAAGCCAAGAGCAUUUCGUUCACUGGAUUCUGCUCGUUUCCAAUAAAGCGUUUUUAUUUGAACAAUCCAAAAUAACUUAUAGGACAGAGAGGUAACAAAGCUCAAAUCAGGAAGACCUUAUUUUCAGUCUAAUAUCCAAAGAUGGACACCUUCACAGGCAGCCUGCGUUUGCGCUCAGACAGCAUGAGCAGCUCUGCAUCUCAGGGCUCGAGGUCCAAGGUGCUCCUCCGCCAGCGUCUGGCCCAGCUGCUGAUCUGCAUCGAGGACCUGAGCUCUGACGACGAGGCCAGCGAGGAGGUGUCCCGCUCUCUGGACGAGGCGUUUCAGCUCUGUGGAAGCUACAUUCCCACAGACGCAUUCAGGAUGCACAUGGUGACCUGGAACGUGGCCACAGCAGAGCCUCCUGAAGACAUCACCUCUUUGCUGCAGCUGGAUGUCCAACCCCCCACAGAUCUCUAUGUGAUUGGCCUGCAGGAGGUGAGCUCUUCGCCUGUGAGGUUCAUCUCAGACCUGUUGGUGGAGGACUCCUGGAGCCACGUCUUCAUGGACACGCUGGCCCCCAGAGGAUUCAUCAAGGUGACAUCAGUGAGGAUGCAGGGCUUGCUGCUCCUGGUUUUCGCCAAACAAGUCCACCUCCCCUACAUCCGAGACAUCCAGACCACGUACACUCGCACCGGCAUCUUCGGCUACUGGGGUAAUAAAGGAGGAGUGUCCGUGCGUUUUUCUUUCUACGGCCACAUGGUGUGCUUCCUCAACUGCCACCUAGCAGCCCACAUGAACUACGCUCUGCAGCGCGUCGACGAGUUUGAGUACAUCCUGGAGACGCAAGAUUUUGACAUCAGCGAGAGCCCAAACGUGCUGGACCACAAGGUGGUGUUCUGGUUCGGCGACCUGAACUUCCGUAUUGCAGACCACGGCUUGCACUUCCUCCGCUCGUCCAUCAACAGUGGACGCCUUAAUUUGCUGUGGAGCAAGGACCAGCUCUUGAUGAUGAAGAAGAAGGAAGCGUUCCUGCAGGAAUUUGAGGAAGGCCCAUUGAAUUUUAAACCCACCUACAAGUUUGCCCGCAACUCUGACACCUAUGAUACCAGAAAGAGCACUGUGGCGCUGCCUCUAACCAUGUACAGACCCAGGCCCCUGCAGCGCUGCAGCACCACCCUCCUCUUCCUCCUCACCUCCCUCACAUGGGGGCUGCUCUCUGUCUGGUUGGGGGCCUGGUACAGGGAGCUAGACCCGCCAAGUGGCAAGAAGAGGAAACCAGCUUGGACAGAUCGGAUCCUCUGGCGCAUCAAACCCAAAGACCUGCCAUCGGAGGAUGAUGAGAAAGCAUCGACUUGUACCGACGAUGGACAAGAUGAAUAUCCAAUCAUGGUCACCCAGGAUAAGUACACCAGUGAUAUGAGCUAUGGAGUCAGUGACCACAAGCCUGUCAUUGCAACCUUCAGCCUGGAGCUGAGGAAAUGCUUUGACACGCCGAUGGUGCACAUCUCUCCUGUGGGUGUAUGGAGCGCCGACCAGGAUGCAGUUCUUACCUACACCGUCCAAGAGGACUUCAUGUCCUCCACAUGGGACUGGAUCGGCCUGUACAAGGUUGGAUUCAAGAGUGCGUCCGACUAUGAGACCUUUGUUUGGGUGAGGGAGAACGAGCUGCCAGAGAUAAAUGAAGUCAUACAGAUAUCUGUGGAUAAGGAUGAGAUCCCUCUGCUCGGUGGACAGUAUGUUUUGGGUUACUACAGCACGAACAUGCAAAGCAUCCUUGGCCUUAGCUCAAACUUCCAGAUCCUGGAGUCAAAGCGUGCUGUAAUGGAGGGCCUGGUUCCUGAGGGCAUCAACGGGAUCAACAAAUAAGAACAAAGUCACCACAGUGCCACAUCGUGUUCCUCUCGCCAGCAAAUCUACAAAGAACCGAACUUUCAAAUGCCUCAUGAUCAACUGGAUACACGGAUACAAUCUUGUACUGGAUAAGCCGACUCUAACUGCCAUCACGUGUACUGGAAACUUGAGUUGUUGUCGAAUUUUGCGUGUUAGGAAUUCACUUUAAGUCAGAUUCACUCUUGCUGGAACAGUUCCUUAACUGCUGUUAUGAGUUUAUGCCUGUUAGAGUAGAAAAUACAGUAAUAAACAUGUCAAAUGACACAGUUCAUUUAAAAGCAAAAGGUGUGCUUAAGUUUGUUCUUUGAAAGUCGUGCAGAAUGACCUGUCAAUCAUAUGGAACAAUAUAAAUCAUUUAGCCGUUUAUUGUAAUACAGGAGGAGGCUGUCUUGCUAUCAAUUGUUUGCAGCAGCUAUUAGACCCUAAUUUGUUGGGGUGGAAUAAGGAAGAUGGGAGAAAGAUUCAAAAUAUAAUGUACACAUGAAUCCCCUGAAGAACAUGAAAGGUUGAUGUGGACUUUCACACUGAGGUGUUUUGAGUCAUAUAUUUCUUUAUGAGCCAUUAUCUGUGUGGUAAUAUAAAACGUGUGUGUAUCAUGACUGAGUAUAAGGUAGUGAACAUCAAUCGCAAUAGAUUUAUAUUUUAAAUUGACCUAUGAUUUUAAUAUUUCAAAUAUAUAUCUUUCUCUGAACUUCACUGUAGUUUCUCACUUCAGUCAAAUUGCAUGAUGUCUUUUCGAUUCCAAUGCGAAAAUGAUUGUUGUCAAGGACAAAGAAAAGAAAUGUUUCUGUGUGUUGUAGUGAAGUUGUGUAUAUUUGGUUGACUGAUAAAUAGUUUGUGUGUGUGAUUAAUAUCACAACAACAGAAACUAACCCUGA